This is a messenger RNA of Rhizoctonia solani, 2355 nucleotides long. RefSeq names its product mechanosensitive ion channel protein. Gene Ontology annotation, molecular function: calcium channel activity; calcium ion binding. The coding region runs from base 1 to 2355 and encodes 784 amino acids. NCBI's taxonomy places the organism in Eukaryota, Fungi, Basidiomycota, Agaricomycetes, Cantharellales, Ceratobasidiaceae. Gene Ontology annotation, biological process: calcium ion transmembrane transport; intracellular calcium ion homeostasis. The transcript is spliced from 13 exons. The record is from RefSeq and is a predicted model, not a curated record.
AUGGCCAACGAACGCGAGAGACAACCAGGCGGUGACUCGCAGGCCAAUCAUGGGCCUAAUGCAAGGGCGCACGAGGGACUCCGCCUGCCUUCAUUGGGGAUGUCACACCAGUCUCGGAGCGACCUUUUCAGAACGGACGAAGGCCCACCUCCCACUCCACCAUAUCAGCUCGAUGUUUCCAAGUCGCAAGAGGUCAUCGAGCGAUCACAGCCCCCAGACUAUGAGCGUGAAGGCAAAGAAAAGCCUCACGUGCGCAUUCCAGACGAGGUUGCUAGGCCGCCAAGACCGGCUUUUCAUCGUGGAGCAUCGUCGAUGAGCUACGCGCCGAGUGUGGCUGGGAGUGACUUUGACGAUGACUUUGAGGAAGAGGUCUAUGACUGGUCCGAUGACGAUGAUUUGCUCGAGGAAGAGGCCAAGUUUGAACGCACCACCGGUCAGCGCAAAAAGGUCCGCACCGGGUGCGGUUUCACCAGAAUCGUUAUUUUCUUUUUCUCUACGCUCAUUGGCUCCACUAUCACCGCUGGUCUGCUUGCCACAGCUCCCAUCCUGCUUCGUAUCUAUUAUCUGAAACCACACCGCACCGAACAUCGCACCUACGUAACCGACACCGUUUCUGCUUGGCUUUUCUGGGCAGCUGCCAACGUGCUUGUGUCUUGGUACAUUGCCGUACUUAUCGAUCUUGUCCCCCACAUUAUUGCCUUUGCCGUGGAUACUGUCUGGGGCACCGUUUCGGAGCAGCUCAAGUCCAGGAUCGAGACCUAUAACGCAACCAAAGGAUGGAUUAAGCCUCCAUUUUAUGCUGCUACUGCCUGGGUUGCUUGGUACAUUCUUUUCGCUAAAAUAUUCAAGCUCUACAACCCCUCGGACGAAGAUGCCAGUGUCGCUUCCUACACUCCGAUCAUUUAUCAAGUCAUUAUGUUCAUUUUCUUCUUGACGCUCUUGUAUUGCGCGCAAAAGAUGAUCACCCAAUUCAUUGCCCUCUCGUUCCACAGGACCGCAUAUCAAGAACGUCUUGAUGCUGUCAGCACAGUCAUCAAAGUCAUUGACCAUCUCAGGGACUACAAACCCAAACGCAAAUCCCACCAUCCGAACCAGUCCUCUAGCUAUUUCGGCGGACGGAUCGAGCGUGACCCGUUGAUGAUGGAAGAAGGCGUCUCCGAAGGCGCCAAGGGCAAAGGAAAGCGCACGAGCAAAGGCUGGUUCAAGUCGUCGGACAAGAAACGGGCCCAAUCGCGCUCCCGCUCGAGUUCUCCCGACGGAGCAGACGAGCUUCUCGCACAGGCCGCGCGAACAGUCAAACGAGCUGUUUUGCACGAUGCUAGGAAUAUGCGCGGUCAGAAUGCCGCUGGUACUGGUGCCAACGAGGAAGACGAGACCGGACUCAAGUUCAAGAUUGGUAGCACAAAAGAGGCCAAGAAAAUCGCUCGUGACAUUUACUAUAACCUUAAAGCGGAUCGCCGUCGCAACUACCUCAUCCCUGCCGACUUUUUCCCUGCCUAUCCUACCCCAGAUGAUGCGCGUGCAGCAUUCAAGGUCUUUGACAAGGACGGAAACGACGAUAUCACCCGUGCCGAAAUCAAGACUAUGUGCGUAAAGGUUUAUCGCGAGCGUAGGUUCUUGAGUCGCAGUAUGAAGGAUAUCAGCGCCGCUAUCCAGACACUUGACAGAAUUUUGCUAUUCUUUGCAGCUGUCAUCUUGUUUUUCAUCUCGUUGAGCGUUUUUGGUGUGGCCAUUGGCGAUAGUCUUACUUCAGUCUAUUCGCUUGGUAUUGCUGCGAGUUUCAUCUUCAAGAACGCCGCUAGCUCUGCUUUUGAUGCGAUCAUGUUCAUCUUGUUACUCACACAAACGUCAGACGAAGUGGGAAACUUCGAAGGUCUUACCUUGCAAGUCGACUGGCGCACACCGCUCUCCAAACUCGAUGAAUUGGAGACCAAGAUGAACGAAUGGCUUGCAUCGGAUGACAGGGUGUUUGGAGUUGACGAUGGGUAUCCCUCACAACGGCACAUGGCAAGACUGGGGCAUGCGCAACGCACGCAAAACUGCCUUCCACGCUGCCGCUCAAUUCUACUGCCGACAGCUGGGCAUCACAUGCAACAACUCACCCAGCCCGUCCUCGUACAACAGUCCCGCCCCGAACUCGAACAGCGUUUGCGCUCCGAGGACAGGGAAGAGGUGACAGAUUUCCUCGGUUCGAGCGAGAACUUGGCCAGUCCCGGGGACGAGCCUACAGGAGAAACGGGGGCCGGUUUGGCUGCUCCCGAUUCGGCCGCUCCGGGCGCUACGACCGUCACCCCAAGCUGGUGCACUCGGAUGAAGAGCCGCAAGGGCGCGAACAGGGGUAUGGCCGAGGGUUAG